ACAUUCACCGUGGUGAUAACUAAAGGUUAGUGUGCUCAGUGUACUGUACUAUAGGACAUGUACCAUUGUUUAACGGCCGGUGACACGUACUUUGACAUGAGGAGAUACCCACAAGUUUAAUGUACUUUACAGUAUGACUGAAGGGCUCAACUUCUCAGCAAUGCAUCCACUUUGAUCACAGCAUUACAUGUGUGAGGAUUUAACUUGGUACUGCUGGUGUGUAUUUGAUUUUGAUGGUGAUUUCUGAGAUGCUAAAGGAUUCUUUCAUUGUUGGUUAUAAUAUAAAUGAGGACCAAGACGACAAUGGUGGUGACAUUGAAAAACCUGACAAGACGAGCAGAUCUCCAGAAAGUCCCAACCUCUAUAUAAUGUCGUCUGAUAAACAGCGUAUCCUUGACGACACUGAUCAUGAACUGCAGCAUGCCAGUAUCCUGUCGUCAGGAUCCAGCACUACGACAACAAGUUGCGUCAGGGUGGACAUUGGGGACAUGGACGGUGAGGAGAGUAUGAACCUAACGACUACCUCCCUCAAACUCUGUAAAAGACAGGUGCUACGGCCCUACUGGAGACUCCUCAUGUUUAUUGGUUGGCGGGGAUUUGGUCGUGAGUCUGUUAACUCUGGCCAUCGUGGCUGGUUUUAUUUGAACAUUCUCUACCCUGUGUUUAUUGUGAUACUGCUGUUGUAUACAUAUGUUUAUGAGGUGGUAGCUUGUCAGUGGAAACUCAACAUUCAUAAGGAUACACAAUUUGUGCCAACCACAACGAUGCUACCAUCCACAAUUCCAGCGUCUAAUACAACGCCACCGUUCAUAAACGAAUUGACUUUCUCGCCCGCGGAGAGUAUCAUGACCUUGAAUCUCAGUAAACUUCACCAUGCUCACGCCCAGCCUCCUGAGGCGUGUGAACACAUCAUCACCACAUACGUUAUCCCAAACGUGCUGCACUUUAUAGCCUACAUCAUGGGCAUGUAUCAUUUUCGUAUACAGGAAAAUGAGCAGUUGUAUGCUCUGAUGGAAAAAGUAUUUUUACAAGCUACACCUCUAUAUAACAGAUCAAUAUCUCAACAGAAGAUGAUCAGGAAACUAAGGCUAUUUUUGGCAGUAGGGGGUUUCUGGGUAGGGGUAACACUGGGGAUGCAGGGACUGUAUGAAUGGGCAUUUGACUUUCCUGCUCUGGCAUUUUUUCGUAAAACAGGAAAGGUAGCCCAUUGGGUGCUGUUUAUUGUGGAGUUACUCGGGAUCAUGGUUCUCAACUCUGUAUCCCUGGCUGUCAUCGCUAAUUACGUCACACAAUGCGAGAUGACGUUGUUCUACAUACGCGGACUGGCGCUCCGCCUCCAGGAGAAAUCCACGGAGAUCAAGGCAGCAAUGAAGGAUUUAUUUGUGGUCAAACAGAAUCUAAGUCUGCUAAAUGGACCGAUAGCGAGAAUGACGUCUUUGGUAGCUGUGAUAUUUGCAGAGUUGAUUAUAAUAGGCAUCAGUAUUUUAGUCCUUAACAAAAACAACUCGCCAAAGGUGUGGACCUAUCGGAGUAUCUUUCCAUUGGUGUGGGCCAGUAUGCUCAUCUGUCCUCUAUACCAGGCUGCCAAAGUGAAUUCGGUGUGUAAUGGUAUAAAGAAGAUUGCGGUAGAGAUGAGAGUUUUUGGGUACAAGGGAUCAUCUCAACUGGAGCUAGACUCGUUCCUAGGAUUCGUUAGCCAAGUACAACUAAAGGCCAAGAUAUUCAGCAUUCCAGUCAUGCCAUCCUACCUCAUCUCCAUACUUGUGUUGACAUCAUUCAUCCUCCUCAUCCUCUUCCAGACCAGCAUCAUCGGCCCCGUCAACUACUGGUUCUUACUCCAGGAAUAUGGACUGUGUCAAUUCCUCCUCAUCCUCUUCCAGACCAGCAUCAUAGGCCCCGUCAACUACUGGUUCUUACUCCAGGAAUAUGGACUGUCUCAAUUCCUCCUCAUCCUCUUCCAGACCAGCACCAUCGGCCCCGUCAACUACUGGUUCUAACUCCAGAAACAUGGA
Molecule: messenger RNA, 2012 nt
Organism: Mizuhopecten yessoensis (Yesso scallop)
Lineage: Eukaryota; Metazoa; Mollusca; Bivalvia; Pectinida; Pectinidae
Exons: 12
Coding region: 234-1997 (587 amino acids)
Source: RefSeq, a predicted model, not a curated record